Messenger RNA from Caenorhabditis sp. 36 PRJEB53466, 664 nucleotides. NCBI's taxonomy places the organism in Eukaryota, Metazoa, Nematoda, Chromadorea, Rhabditida, Rhabditidae. The record is from the annotation of a GenBank genome assembly.
AUGACUCCGACGUUAGAAGAGGCCGAGACGCACGUGAGGAAUUCGAACAUUGACGAGCACACGAUGGAAAUCCUCGCCGCAAUGCUUGUAUCGAAAAUGGACGGUACGGAAAAACGGUGACGUGGCAUUCCUGAAAAUGUCAAAUUCAGAGUGGCAUCUGGUGGCCGAUCAGAAGACGUCCGAAUCGAUUUGGGUGAUUCUGACGGAGGCCGCAAGACGUGGCAAAAUCAGUGAAAAACUGGGCGAUACAGAAGUGGCGAAGCGAUUGGAAAGAGUUUUCGAGGCAUUCUUACAAACUGCCGAGAACAUGCUCAUUUCUUUGAUUUUUCAGAAAAUUCGGCCGAAAUUAGAGGCUCAGCUCCGGACGAUUCAGUGGAAUUACGAUGAAAUAAUUGACUUUGAAGUGCGAGUUUCGAAAGUGAAUAAGGUGAAAUUCCAAUCGGAAUUGGUUCGAUUUAAACUCAUAAUAUUGCAGUCCUCCCUGUUCGUGGACCCAACUGCUCAGAGGACUGUCGUUCAUCUGAAAGUGCUGCCAACGGGAUCGACGGAAGUGAAAACGCUCGUCGUCGAUUUCGACGAAUCACAGUUGGAAGAGUUCAUUUGGAAGCUGCAAGAAGCCACCACGAUGAGGGAACGAAUUCAAAUGCGAGUUGAGGAUGGAUAA